AUGGGGUCGUUACCAAGCGAUAGAAUUCAUCCGAGUCGAGCCUACACAAUCACUGGCGUCGAUUUUGCCGGUCCUAUAACGACUCUAGUUAACAAGGGACGUGGACGCAAGACGAACAAGUCCUACAUUGGUUUAUUUGUAUGUUUUUCAACCAAAGCCAUUCAUUUGGAAGCCACAAGCGAGUUGACAACCGCUGCAUUCGUCGCAUCCCUGAGACGAUUCAUCGGUCGACGAGGAAAGCCACGCACCCUGUACAGCGACAAUGGUACAAACUUCAUCGGAGCAAAUCGCGAAUUGAGAGAAGUUUAUCAGUUCGUUCGUGCAGAAGUAGAGACUGGCAUCGGUGACAUGUUUGCAAACGAAAACAUCGAGUGGAAAUUCAUUCCCCCCGACUCUCCACACAUGGGAGGACUAUGGGAAGCAGGGGUAAAAUCUUGCAAGUACCACCUCAAGCGAAUUAUGGGCAACGUUCUAUUCACCUUUGAGGAACUGGCUACAGCGCUCAGUCAAAUAGAGGCGUGCUUGAACUCGAGGCCGCUAUCUUCAAUGUCUGCGGAUCCAAUGGAUUUACAACCCAUCACGCCAGCGCACUUUUUAAUAGGAGAAGCAUUGACGAGUUUGCCUGACGUUAAUGUAACGACAAUUCCGCUGAACCGUUUAGACAGGUGGCAGAUGAUUCAGCGAUGUUUAAAAUCAGCAGCGUGUAUUAAAAAUUUGGCCCAAUGUUGGGCCUAG
Vollenhovia emeryi is the source of this 735-nucleotide messenger RNA. RefSeq lists its product as uncharacterized. Gene Ontology annotation, molecular function: nucleic acid binding. The record is from RefSeq and is a predicted model, not a curated record. Gene Ontology annotation, biological process: DNA integration. The transcript has a single exon. Lineage: Eukaryota; Metazoa; Arthropoda; Insecta; Hymenoptera; Formicidae. The coding region runs from base 1 to 735 and encodes 244 amino acids.